Molecule: messenger RNA, 1260 nt
Organism: Physella acuta
Lineage: Eukaryota; Metazoa; Mollusca; Gastropoda; Physidae
Product: aromatic-L-amino-acid decarboxylase-like
Biological process (GO): carboxylic acid metabolic process; amino acid metabolic process
Cellular component (GO): cytoplasm
Molecular function (GO): carboxy-lyase activity; pyridoxal phosphate binding
Source: RefSeq, a predicted model, not a curated record
AUGGACACGCCAGAGUUUAAAAGAAGAGGAGCUGAGGUGAUGGACUUCAUCGCUGACUAUAUGGACAACAUCCGGUCCAAGAAAGUCCUGCCGGAUGUGGAGAUCGGCUAUUUAAGGAAAUUACUUCCGGAAAACGCCCCGGAAAAGGGAGAGAAAUGGGAAUCCAUUAUGGAUGACUUCGAGAAGGCCAUUAUGCCAGGGAUGGUCCAUUGGCAGCAUCCAAACUUCCACGCGUACCUGCCCAUUGGUCAUUCCUACACGGCUGUUUUAUCGGACAUGCUGGCGGAUGGUCUUGGCUGCGUGCCUUUUUCUUGGGCUUCAAGUCCCGCUGGAGUAGAGUUGGAGCAUUUGGUGCUGGAUUGGGUCGGAAAAAUGGUUGGAUUACCAGAACAUUUCAUGAAUUCUAGUGGUCAAGGAGGCGGUUGUAUACAGGGGUCAGCCAGUGAGUGCGUGCUAGUCGCCCUACUGUCAGCCAGACACCGGACCAUCCAGGGGCUCAAGACCACCCACCCCCACAGGGAUAACGUGGAGCUGCUCUCUAAACUUGUCGCCUACAGCUCCAAACUGGCUCACUCAUGCGUGGAGAAGGCGGCGCUGAUCGGGUUUGUCAAGCUGAGACAACUGGAGCAUGACGAGAACUUCUCACUCAGGGGCGAUGUGUUGGAGAAAGCCAUGCAGGAAGACAUACAACUUGGUCUGGUGCCAUUUUUUGUUUGCGCCUCCCUGGGCACGACAACCUGCGGCUCGUUUGACAACCUGCAAGAGGUGGGGGAGGUGUGCACCAGACAUGGCGUCUACCUGCACAUAGACGCGGCGUACGCAGGGGGAGCUUUCGUCUGUCCGGAAUUUCAGCACUUUAUGUCUGGUGUGGAGGACGCCGACUCGUUUUGUCUAAAUCCCUACAAGCUGCUUCAAGUCAGCGUGGAUGGUUCGAUGAUGUGGGUAAAGAACGCCAAGACGCUGACCAGCUCCUUGACCGUUGACCCCUUGUAUCUCAAGCACAAACAUGGAGACGAGUCCUUAGAUAUCAGGCAUUGGGGCAUUCCUUUGUCCCGGAGAUUUCGAGCAUUAAAAGUUUGGUUCGUCAUUAGGACGUACGGGCUGGAGGGUCUUCAGGCUAGGAUCAGAGAGCACGUGCGACUGGGAAAAUAUUUUGAAGGUCAAGUGGCGGCAGACGAGAGGUUCGAGGUCGUCGCCAAGGUGACGCUGGGUCUCGUCUGCUUCAGGCUGAGGGUAAGCAGUGUUUUGUCAAGAUUUUAA